UCAAUGGUCGCGUUCAGCAGAGAAAACCGCUUAGUAGCAAUCGAAUGUGAUUGGUUCUUACUUUUAGAAUCAACGAAUCAACGUCAAGUGUUGACGAGACGAUAACUGAGCGCUUUCUCUGCUGAACGCGGCCCAUGCUAGAUCCAGCAUAAUUGUGGAUCUAGCACGGACAUGCACCAAUCGAUCGUUUUACCAUGGCACCGAAAAGUGGAUCCGGCCACGUAGUUCCGCCGGCUCUAAAAUGGAUCCAGUUAGCGCCACUGUACCGGCUAGAGAAAGCGUUACAGGAAAAACGGCGGCGUGGCCCCUCUCAGGUUUCUCUCUGCCCUCAGUCUUUUUGAGAGGGGAGUUUUCCCCUUCUAACAAAAUCGUUCGAGUGCAUUCGGGUGCAAAUUGAAGCAAUUGCAGGUGGAAUUUUGGUUCUAUAUAGUCGUAGUAAACGAUUCCUACGUUUUAUUCCAAAUUACGUGUUUCAUUGAUUUUAAUCUGAGUGGAGCUAUGCAGCAACCUAAGAAACGAGUCUGCUACUAUUAUGAUAGUGAUAUUGGAAAUUAUUAUUAUGGUCAAGGACAUCCUAUGAAACCUCAUCGUAUAAAGAUGACGCACAAUCUACUCUUGAAUUAUGGUCUUUAUAGAAAGAUGGAAAUAUAUCGGCCUCAUAAAGCCACACAAGAAGAAAUGACAAAGUUUCAUAGCGACGAUUAUAUCCGAUUUUUGAGAUCCAUACGGCCAGAUAAUAUGACAGAAUACAAUAAACAAAUGCAACGAUUUAAUGUAGGAGAAGAUUGCCCUGUCUUUGAUGGCUUGUAUGAGUUUUGUCAAUUAUCAGCUGGUGGAUCUGUAGCUGCUGCUGUAAAACUCAACAAACAAGCAUCAGAAAUCUGUAUCAAUUGGGGUGGUGGCUUGCAUCACGCGAAAAAGAGCGAAGCAUCAGGUUUCUGCUAUGUAAACGACAUUGUACUCGGAAUUUUGGAGCUGCUGAAAUAUCAUCAGAGAGUUUUGUACAUUGAUAUUGAUGUUCAUCAUGGCGAUGGUGUGGAAGAAGCUUUUUAUACAACAGAUAGAGUAAUGACAGUCUCUUUUCACAAAUAUGGCGAAUAUUUUCCUGGAACUGGAGAUCUCCGUGAUAUCGGGGCAGGAAAGGGAAAGUAUUACGCUGUUAACAUACCUUUGAGAGAUGGUAUGGAUGAUGAAAGUUACGAGUCAAUAUUUGUUCCUAUCAUUUCAAAAGUAAUGGAAACUUUCCAACCCUCUGCUGUCGUUUUGCAAUGUGGUGCGGACUCAUUGACUGGCGAUCGAUUGGGAUGUUUUAAUUUGACUGUGAAAGGUCAUGGCAAAUGCGUAGAAUUUGUAAAAAGGUAUAAUUUACCCUUCUUGAUGGUAGGAGGUGGUGGCUACACAAUCAGAAAUGUGUCCAGAUGUUGGACGUAUGAGACGUCUGUAGCUCUGGGAUCUGAAAUCGCGAACGAACUUCCAUAUAAUGAUUAUUUUGAGUACUUUGGUCCUGACUUUAAAUUACACAUUAGUCCUUCAAAUAUGACAAAUCAAAACACUCCCGAAUAUCUUGAGAAGAUUAAAACGAGAUUAUUUGAAAACCUAAGAAUGCUACCUCAUGCACCUGGUGUGCAAGUUCAGGCAAUUCCAGAGGAUGGUGCUAUUGUCGAUGUUUUUGAACCAGAAGAAAAGAUGAAUCUUGAUGAAAGACUAUCUCAACAUGAUUUGGACAAGAGGAUACAACAUGAAAAUGAAUACAGUGAUAGUGAAGAUGAAGGAGAAGGUGGACGAAGAGAUAACAGAUCAUAUAAAGGAACUAAGAAGCGACCACGUUUGGAAAAAGGCCAGGAUAUGGAUUUGCAUAUCAUGAAUAUUAAUAUGAAAAAAGAGGAUGAUGUAAAAUUGGAAUCAAAAGGAAAUGAUAAAGACGAGAGAACAAAUCUCCAUAAUGAAGAAAUCAAGAAAGAUGGUGGGGCUAAUCUCUGAUAAAUAAUUGUUUCAUGAUCUGCAUAUCCGCAAAAGUACAAAAGCCCCUAUUAAAAAAUUAGAUGUAGAUAAUGUGCUGGAUAAUUUAAGUAAAAGAACAUUUUGAUAGAUUUUUUUGUUAUGAUCGCAAUCAUGCUGCGUGCUGAAGUAUUUUCAGAGAACAGUAUCUUGUGUGCAAUCCACUUGGAUUUAGUCUGGCCAAGAUAGAUAUGCAAAAAUUCACUUAUCAUGCAGAGACAUAUAUAUGUAUGUAUAUGUGUACAUCAGUGACGAGCAACUCGCAACUAUAAGAAAGAGAGUAAAAAGAAGUCACCAUAUAGGUAAUCUAAAAGAUGAAAUUAUAAUAUUAUUCAUCUAAGAAUUUUGUAUAUUAUUGUAUUUAUACUUUUGUAUUUAUACAAAAUGCAUAAAAUUACGUGUUUUUAAGCACGCAAUUUAGGUAUAAAAAGGAUCAUCUUACAUUAAGAGAUAUAAUAAAAAAAAUAAAUAAAUAAA
Messenger RNA from Formica exsecta, 2475 nucleotides. Its product is annotated as histone deacetylase Rpd3-like. Gene Ontology annotation, molecular function: histone deacetylase activity. The transcript has 9 exons. NCBI's taxonomy places the organism in Eukaryota, Metazoa, Arthropoda, Insecta, Hymenoptera, Formicidae. Bases 499 to 1980 code for a protein of 493 amino acids. The record is from RefSeq and is a predicted model, not a curated record.